Messenger RNA from Eimeria necatrix, 2373 nucleotides. RefSeq lists its product as hypothetical. Gene Ontology annotation, biological process: protein folding. The record is from RefSeq and is a predicted model, not a curated record. Gene Ontology annotation, molecular function: flavin-dependent sulfhydryl oxidase activity; protein disulfide isomerase activity. Lineage: Eukaryota; Apicomplexa; Conoidasida; Eucoccidiorida; Eimeriidae. The transcript is spliced from 3 exons. Bases 1 to 2373 code for a protein of 790 amino acids. Gene Ontology annotation, cellular component: Golgi membrane.
AUGGGGUUUCAAAGUCGCUGCAAUUUGCGAGGUGGGUUGGUGGUGGCCAGUAUCCCGUUAAUUGCUUGGCUCUACGUUACUGUCUCCCCCGCCUGCGUUCGAUCAGCAUCAGCGGAAGCCGUGGCGUCGCUAGACCCGCCUCAUGGCGUAGCCCAAAAUGAUUCUUCAGCUUUUUCGGGAUUUCUCCCGAAGCCAGUGCAAGCUGCGAGCGAUAUAUCCGCCACCGCAGGGGCAUCCUCAGUUUCUACACCUCAUGCUGCCCCAGCAAGGACAGCACAACAAGAAAACUCCGAAAGGAAACGAGGUCACAGCUACAUGUUUGCCGCUGACCCCAUCGUAAAGGAGGCCUCGACCCCAGAAGAGUAUGAGAGUGUGUUGAAGAGGGCAGAUGUCGCCGACAAGGGGCUGGUGAUGAUGCUCUACUCGGCGUGGUGUCCGCACUGUUUCUCUUACAGAAAAACCUUUUCACGGCUGGCUAUGGAUCUGCGUGAUCAUUUUCAUUUCGCUGCACUAAACUGCAUGGAAAAUGAAGCCACUAUGGAUAUUUGCAGCAACUUAGGCAUCUCGGCGCUCCCAUCUAUCAAGCUUUUUGUCCCACAAUCCCUAUACCUGAGACUUCCAGCCUCUGAGCGGCAUGCAAAUCUCGACACCUCAUCUGUGGGGGGCGUGCGUCCUGGGUAUUCUCUGAUGCACGAUGGGGGAGCCUUGGAUUCGUUCGACACGCAGCGGUCGGGAACUCAUGCUGUCCAUUCUCUUGCCCUCCCUGGCGACGACAUCUAUCUUGCUGUGCAGUAUGCAGCUCGCAAGACCCAGCAAAUAAUUCCGAAGGAUGAACUCCGGCUAACGCUGGAGGGCGAUUUCUCCGCCUUUGAUCACCUGCGCGGAGUUCCGUGCAGUGCCAACAGAUGGAGGGAGGAGCAAUUUUUGGUUCCUGAUGUUUCACCCAGCUCGUCUGUCGACCCAGUCUCCCAGGGAAAUCAGGAAACAGGAAACAAGGAAGGGAGUAGCAGCUUGCAGGCUCAACACUUUGAAGCAUCAAACGAGUUUUCAUCCCGCGCGCGAGUGCACGACGCCGUCAGAGGCCUACAAUUUGUGUUGGCGACUUGGGUCGUGACCGUGGGGGAGCAUAUGAACUUGGCUGACCAGUUUGCACUGAUGGAUUUACUCGAGACGGUGCGUGCUGUGAUGCCUUUUCAGUCGGUAAAGAAAGCCGCAUCUUUCGCUGUAAUCCAUUUGUACAACUCUAUCCAGAGCCAGCCAGUUUCCCCCACCAUACGAAGGGUUAAAACCAAGGCAGAUGAAUCUGCACGUUUUUCGGAGUAUCUUCAGCUGUACAGAGAGCUUGACGACUCUAUUCGCACAUACAAAGGUCUGAAGACUGCAGAUUGGCGCAAGUGGAUAGGUACAGUGCCUUUUGGUGCCGAAGCGCAGCCCCUACCUCCUCUGGAAGAACCCAACUUUAAACACUGCACGACUGCCACGUGUAGCGUUUGGAUGCUGAUGCACGUGCUAGCAGAGGGCGCCAAGCAAUUGUCACUCAAAGUGAAUGAGAACCCUAAGUGUGGACCAAACCAGCUUUUCUUUUUGACGAAAGGACAAGCGCUGCCAGUUUACCUCCUGCAGCAGCAACAGCGACGGGGGAGACCUGUGAAUCUUGACGAAGUUAUUGACAGCGCGUCCUUGUCGACUGAAGAGCUAAUAGAACGUGACCCGUCUUUGGGAUGCAUGUCCAUACCGGCCUUCGAAAUUGCCUAUGUUAUAUACAAUUUCCUGCACCGGUUUUUUGGCUGCGCUGCAUGCCAAAAGCACUUUACUUUGUUAUUCUCAAGGCGAAGCCACGGGCUGAGCAACUUAUCGCCUCCUAAGGGAGAUGCCCUCAUCUCCUUACCGUUCCCGCCAUCUGCGGCCACAAUGAUGCAGACCCACGAGCAGACAUCCUUGCCUGAAGAAGCCGAAAGUUCCCUUCUGGAGCGUUUCAGAGGACAGCUGGAGGGUUCAAGCGCCGCAUGGGCACAAAGGCAUGUGGAAGCAGAUAAGUUGGACGAGCUCAAACUGUGGCUGUGGAGGCUUCACAACGCAGUCAGUGUACGUACAGCUGCUGAUGCCACGCUGGCCCAUCUCAGUGGCGAUGGCAGUGCUCUUAAUUAUGCCAACUGUGACGUGAGGUGGCCACCAAGAGCAGUGUGCACUAGCUGUAGAAACGCAUCAGCUCCAGAUAUGGGCUUGAUCUCUGUGCCACUGCUUGUGGCAAGAGAUGCAGACAAGAACGUCCUUGCCAUGGAAGAAGUGUCCGACGACUUCAACAAAACGCAAAUUCUUUACUUUUUAAGGAAGAGCUACUGGCCAGAUAAGGCGGCGAGCAUGAAAAUCUGA